UGUGAGUGAGAACUAAAUACAGAAAGAAGUGAUAUUUCCUGCCACACUGCUGUGCCAGUCUUCUGAGAAAGGUACACAAUACUCUGAGAUUAAAUGACAGAGCAAUACGCCUUGCUUAAUCCUGGGGAAGAUAACGAAAUGGAGCUGUUUGGAUACAAAACUGUCAGAUGGCGACAAGCUCUCUCUAUUAUUGGAUAUUUCUGUUCUCUUGGGUUUCUACGAAUUCUCUUUUACUGGAAGCCAGAAGUUGAUGUUUGGUGUCAGUGUACUCCUUGUACCUUGGAGGAAGCUAAUGUUGUAUUACUUAGAACCACUGAUGAAUUAAGGCAAUACUCAAAGAAGAAGUUAAUCGAGAUUUACCCUCACAUACCAGGAGGAAAACCAGACCACCAUAUACUCACUAAUAAAAACUCCAUCUUGAGCAAAUCAUUAAUAAAAAGCGAAGGAAAGUUUCGGUGUGUGAAAGUACAAAAAAUUCGUUAUGUGUGGAAUACAACUGAGAGGAGGUUUCAGAGAACUGGAAUUCUGGAGGAGGAGCUUUCUUGCUUAGAUAUACACACACAGUUUGGUUCUGGUCUAACCCCUGAAGAGCAAGAGAUUAGGAAACAAGUUUGUGGUCUUAACACGAUUGAUGUGGAAAUUAAGCCAAUUUGGGUUUUGCUCUUCAAAGAGAUUUUUAAUCCAUUUUAUAUCUUUCAAGCCUACACUUUAUGUAUGUGGAUUUCUUGCGGCUAUUUAGAAUACAGCUUUGUCAUUUUAGCCAUGACUAUUUUAUCCAUUAUCGCAACUGUAUAUAAUCUGAGAGUGCAAUCAGUAAAACUGCACAAAAUGGCCAAGUCCUCUAGCAGUAUUAUGGUUAAAGCUCUUCGAAGAAAUGGAGAGCUUGAAGAAGUAAAAUCGAAGUGUUUGGUCCCAGGAGAUGUAAUUAAUCUAGCAGGCAAUAAGCUGUUCUUACCUUGCGAUGCAAUUUUAAUUAAUGGAGGCUGCACCGUAAAUGAAGGAGCAUUGACAGGGGAAAGUAUUCCGGUCACAAAGAUCCCCUUACCUCACACAGAGGGCACUGUGCCAUGGAAACUCCAGUGUGGAGAAGACUACAAGAGACACGUUCUGUUUUGUGGAACAGAGGUCAUUCAGACAAAGGCACAUGGUCCGGAUCUGGUAAAGGCUGUUGUACUACAAACUGGAUUUAAUACAGCAAAAGGAGAUCUGGUGAGAGCCAUUCUGUAUAACAAGCCUGUAAAUGUAAAGCUACAUAGAGAGGCCAUUAGGUUCCUUCUUGUACUUGUGGGAAUUUCUUUGUGUGGAGUUAUAUACACAGCCGUUAUCUACACACUUAAUGGGGCCACCAUACAUAAUACAGUGCUGAUGUCAUUUCUAAUGUUAACCUUAGCGGUUAAUCCUGCACUACCGGCUUCUCUGACGCUGGGUCUUCUCUAUGCUCAGACAAGGCUGAAGAAACUGGGAAUAUUCUGCAUUAGCCCCCAAAGGAUCAAUAUUGCUGGGCAACUGAACCUUGUCUGUUUUGAUAAAACAGGUACUCUAACAGAAGAUGCUUUAGAUUUACAUGGUAUUGCUCCUUCUGAUGGAGGCAGCUUUCAGGAUAUACAUUUAUUCACCUCUGGAGAAACCUUACCAUGGGGACCUGUGCUUGGAGCUAUGGCAAGCUGCCACUCUCUCAUUAUGCUGGAUGGGGAGAUACAAGGAGACCCACUGGACAUAAAGAUGUUUGAAGGAACAGGCUGGAAACUUGAAAACCAUCCAGCUGAUGGAACAAAGGGAGGAGAAACUAUUUCAUGUACACUGGUAAAACCAGGACCCAGAGCUGGGAAGGUGCCUGUGGAAGGGAUCACAAUUUUGCAUCAGUUUCCCUUUUCCUCUUCCCUUCAGCGCAUGUCAGUUAUUGCACAGAUUACUGGAGAGACUGACCUCACAGUGUUUAUGAAGGGCGCUCCUGAAAUGGUUGUUAAGUUCUGCAAACCAGACACAGUGCCACAAAACAUAUCUAAGAAACUUGACUUCUAUACAGCACAAGGCUUUCGAGUCAUAGCACUGGCACAUGGAUUUCUACAGAAGGAAGGGUUACUAGCCAUUCAGCACAUGGAACGGGAAUUUGUAGAGGCAGAUCUUAUAUUUAUUGGAUUGUUAAUUAUGGAAAAUCGUCUUAAGCCAGAAACAAACGCAGUGCUUCAUGAACUCACUGAGGCCAGGAUAAGAAAUGUGAUGAUUACAGGGGAUAAUCUGCAAACAGCUCUCAAUAUUGGGAAGAACUGUGGCAUGGUUUCUAAAACAAGCAAAGUUAUCGUAAUUGAAGCUACUGAACCUCAAAAAGAUGUUCCAGCAUCAAUCACUUGGAAAACCUUGACUGAGAAUCAAGAAAAUGGACACCAAACAAAUGAUUCAUACUUUGGCUCCAAGGAUAGAUGGAACAGUAGCACACUGGUGCCUGGAGCCUUUCACUUUGUAAUGAAUGGAAAAUCCUUUCAGAUUAUAAUGCAGCAUUUUUACGACUUAGUGCCAAAGAUACUUCUCAAUGGGACCAUUUUUGCAAGAAUGACCCCACUGCAAAAGUCCAGCCUUAUUGAAGAAUUUCAAAAACUAGAUUACUAUGUUGGAAUGUGUGGAGACGGAGCAAAUGAUUGUGGGGCUCUUAAAAUGGCCAAUGUUGGAAUCUCCUUGUCUCAGUUAGAGGCUUCUGUUGCUUCCCCUUUCACAUCGAAAAUCCCAAAUAUUGAAUGCGUGCCUCUACUAAUCAAAGAAGGACGAAAUGCUUUAGUUACUUCUUUCUCCAUGUUUAAAUUCAUGACAUUGCUGACCAUGAUUGUACUGACUUCUGUAGUGUUUCUGUUUUGGAGACAAACACUUUUGAGCAGUGCUCAGUACUUAAUGCAAUCUAUAGCGAUCAUCACUUCAUUCUCCUUAACAUCAAGUCUAAAUGGCCCUGCCCCAAAGUUAGCCCCAUUCAGGCCUCCUGGACAACUUCUGUCCCCUCCUUUGUUGCUCUCUGUUUUCUUGCACUCCUUAUUCACCAUUGCCUUGCAGACUACUGCAUUUGUUCUCCUUCAACAACAGCCAUGGUAUAAUGAACAUGAUGUUUUCAGUGCAUGUUCUCCGUUAAAUCACAGUUCAGAAAAUGGUACAACAAGACUGCCUCGAUUUUCUGAGAAUUAUCUAGCAACUACAGAGUGGAUUGUAACUGGAAUGAACUUCAUUGCCAUUGAAUUUGUGUUUUCUAAAGGAAGACCAUUCAGGCAACGUCUUUAUACUAACUAUUUACUGUCCAUCAUGAUUACUCUACAAGUGGCUGUCUAUUUAUUUUUCCUUUUUGCUGAUAUUGAGUCAAUUUAUACAGCUUUUGAGAUGGUUUGUACUCCUUUUAACUGGCGAGUUUACAUUCUUAUUAUGGUUCUGGUGCACUUUAUUGUCUCCUAUUUUGUGGAGGAAGGAUUCAUUGAAAACAGAACACUGUGGUUACUGCUGAAAAAACUGUGUAAGUACCAAUCAAAAAGCCAAUAUAAGAAACUGCAGAAGAAAUUAGAGAGGGACACAGAGUGGCCUCGGCAGAAUGGAAAGGACUAUGCAAUGAAGUCUACCUUUGAGCUGGACAGCAAAAUCAUGAUUUUCACUAACGCAUCUUAUCAACCCCAAGCUCAGGGAAAAGAGUAAACUUUUCAUCUCUCAACAGAAAAGCAAAAGGGUCUUAAAUGAUUGCACUAAAUCUAUACAAACUGAAGAGGAACCUUGAUCAACUGUCUGUAAAAAAUAGUGAUUAGUUAUGUAACUUGUGUAUGUCAUAAUAUGUAACUGCUUUCAGUAAAAUAUGUUUUAUCUUCCUUAUUAAUAAAUUGUUGUGCAAUUGCCCAUCUUUGUUUGUAAUAUAUACAUUACUUGGGAUGCCCAUGUCCGAAGAAACCCAUAUUUC
Xenopus tropicalis (tropical clawed frog) is the source of this 3919-nucleotide messenger RNA. RefSeq names its product ATPase type 13A5 like gene 3 (gene atp13a5l.3). Gene Ontology annotation, biological process: monoatomic cation transmembrane transport; transmembrane transport. The record is from RefSeq and is a predicted model, not a curated record. Lineage: Eukaryota; Metazoa; Chordata; Amphibia; Anura; Pipidae. Gene Ontology annotation, cellular component: membrane. The transcript has 30 exons. Bases 94 to 3663 code for a protein of 1189 amino acids. Gene Ontology annotation, molecular function: ATP hydrolysis activity; ATP binding; P-type transmembrane transporter activity.